Rhizoctonia solani is the source of this 321-nucleotide messenger RNA. Its product is annotated as Retrotransposable element Tf2 protein. Gene Ontology annotation, cellular component: pericentric heterochromatin. The record is from RefSeq and is a predicted model, not a curated record. Lineage: Eukaryota; Fungi; Basidiomycota; Agaricomycetes; Cantharellales; Ceratobasidiaceae. Bases 1 to 321 code for a protein of 106 amino acids. The transcript has a single exon. Gene Ontology annotation, biological process: chromatin organization; negative regulation of transcription by RNA polymerase II. Gene Ontology annotation, molecular function: chromatin binding.
AUGAGGAUCCAUGACGUCUUCUACGUGGGGUUAUUGUCCAAGGUGAAACAAGACAAGAAACGGGCGUUUGAAAACCAACCGCCACCAGUUACCAUAGACGGAGAAGAAGAAUACAAGGUGGAGGGAAUAACGGAUAUGGAAGAGAGAAACAGGGAAUGGUUUUUCAGGGUCAAAUGGAAAGGUUACGGAUCAGAGGAGAAUACCUGGGAACCAAGGGAAAACCUCAAGAACGCGGAAAAAAUCCUGAAAAAUUUCGAAAAGGAGAUGAAGAAGAAGGCCCUUGGCGCUGCCAAGGCCCUUAAAGGGGGGGCAGUGUUGUAG